This is a messenger RNA of Lachancea nothofagi CBS 11611, 1209 nucleotides long. NCBI's taxonomy places the organism in Eukaryota, Fungi, Ascomycota, Saccharomycetes, Saccharomycetales, Saccharomycetaceae. The record is from the annotation of a GenBank genome assembly.
AUGACUACAACGGAACCGGACCGCGAGCUUACCGUGGACGAGGAAUAUGAUUUGUGGAAAUCAAAUGUGCCCUUGAUGUACGACUUUGUUAGCGAGACGAAGCUCCUAUGGCCAUCACUUACCAUUCAAUGGUUACCAGGUAAUGCAGAAUCCGCACAACAGGAGCUGAUAUUGGGCACACAUACGUCUGGAGAAGAGCAGAACUACCUGAAGAUUGCAUCUGUGACUCUGCCAGAUGAGAUUCUCAAAGGCGAGAAAGACGAAUCGGCAACAGGACAAGAAGACGGCGGUGCAUCCGGCAGCGAUGACCAACUAGUUAAAUCAAAGAUCAAAAUCAUCAAAAAAUUCGAACACAAUCAGGAAAUUACCAGAGCUCGCUACGCACCAUUCAAUAACAACCUGAUAGCAACCAUAAACGGCUCGGGUACCGUUUACCUGUAUGAUAGAAAUCAAGAGAAAGAGCAUGCUCUAAGAGUGGAAUUUGCAUUUCACAAAGAGAAUGGAUAUGGACUCAAUUUCAGCGUUGCAUCACCAGGAGAUCUCUUGUCGAGUUCAGACGAUGGAUCAAUUGCUUUGUGGGAUGUACAGGCUGCCGGAAGAACGCCGACAAAGGUUGACACCAAUCACACCGACAUCGUGAAUGAAGCAAAAUGGCACGAGACGAACCCAAAUAUGUAUGGCUCGGUCUCUGAAGACAAGACGCUGAUGUUACAUGAUAAGAGACAAGAUAAUCCCCUUGCUGUUUUGCCACAAUCCGAACCAUUUAAUACUUUGGCAUUCAGCAAACACUCUAUCAAUUUAUUUGCAGCAGCAGGCACAGAUUCUCAAGUUUAUGUUUACGAUUUGCGUAAGCCUGUUAGUCCGCUGCACAGCAUGUCAGGACAUCAAGAUGCCGUUACGAGCUUAGAGUUCGCCUCUCAUAGAGAUGGCAUUCUGUGUUCCGGCGGCUCUGAUCGGAGAGUCUUGAUGUGGGAUCUAUUUCAAAUAGGUGCAGAGCAACCCCAAGAAGAUGCCGAUGACGGUGUUCCAGAACUGCUUAUGAUGCACGCUGGUCAUAAGAGCGCUGUAAAUGACUUUUCAUGCAAUUCCAGCAUACCUUGGCUCAUGGCAAGUGUGGAAGAAGAAAACAUCGUGCAGAUUUGGAAACCUUCCAAUAAACUGACUAACCCAUACGUUCCUAAAGAUUACGAUAUACACUCACUCGAGUGA